AUGCCCGUCGUUGCAGGUCCUCCCCAGCAUGGUCCCUCUACUUUUGACAAGAUGAAGAUGGGUGCCCUGAUGGGUUCGACUGUCGGUGGUAUCAUGGGUUUCAUCAUGGGAACUGUCACUGUCUUCCAGUACGGCGGUGGACCUAACGGUGUGAUGCGAACCAUCGGAAAGUUCAUGCUGGGUUCGGGUGCUACUUUCGGUCUCUUCAUGUCUAUUGGUAGCGUUAUUCGCAACGAAGGACCUCACAGCGAUGCCUGGCUCCGAGCUCGCGGACCCCCGAUGAUGCUUUCCCGACAGAGCCCUCUGCGGCCUAUGCGCCAGUAG
Aspergillus wentii DTO 134E9 is the source of this 324-nucleotide messenger RNA. RefSeq names its product MGR2/ROMO1 family protein. Bases 1 to 324 code for a protein of 107 amino acids. NCBI's taxonomy places the organism in Eukaryota, Fungi, Ascomycota, Eurotiomycetes, Eurotiales, Aspergillaceae. Gene Ontology annotation, cellular component: TIM23 mitochondrial import inner membrane translocase complex. Gene Ontology annotation, biological process: protein insertion into mitochondrial inner membrane; protein import into mitochondrial matrix. The record is from RefSeq and is a predicted model, not a curated record. The transcript has 5 exons.